This is a messenger RNA of Exophiala aquamarina CBS 119918, 1647 nucleotides long. RefSeq lists its product as uncharacterized. Gene Ontology annotation, molecular function: amino acid transmembrane transporter activity. NCBI's taxonomy places the organism in Eukaryota, Fungi, Ascomycota, Eurotiomycetes, Chaetothyriales, Herpotrichiellaceae. Gene Ontology annotation, cellular component: membrane. The record is from RefSeq and is a predicted model, not a curated record. The transcript has a single exon. Gene Ontology annotation, biological process: amino acid transmembrane transport. Bases 1 to 1647 code for a protein of 548 amino acids.
AUGGAGCACGAAUCUAAAGAUGUUGAGGAAGCGAAUCGCAACGAGUCAGUAGUCGAUGCGCAUGAUGAGGAUCUGAAGAAUCUUGAGCACGAACAACGCAAUGUCGGUACGCUUGACCGAAGGUUGAAAUCCAGACAUGUACAAUUCCUGGCGCUAUCCGGUGCCAUUGGAACAGGUCUUUUUGUGGGAAGUGGCCAGGCGCUGUCGUUAGCUGGUCCGUUCUCGACAUUUCUUGCAUAUCUGAUCACUGGAUUCAAUCUUUAUGCGGUGAUCAACAGUCUCGGCGAAAUGACAACUUACCUACCAUUGCCCGGGGCAGUGCCAGUCUUUGCUGCGCGAUUUGUCGACCCGGCUCUUGGUUUUACCCUUGGUUGGAACUACUGGUACCAGUUCGCCAUUGGAGUUCCAAUCGAGAUCUCUGCGAGCGCUGUCGUAAUCUCAUACUGGCCGAACUCGGUCUCGAACGCUGUGUGGAUCACCAUUUUAUUCAUCCCAAUGGUUGUGGUCAACCUUUUCCCUGUGAGGAUAUAUGGGGAGGCAGAGUUCGUGUUUGGAACCAUCAAGCUGACUACUAUCGUCGGGUUGAUCCUCCUUAUGUUUAUUAUCACUUUGGGUGGUGCUCCCAACCAUGAUCGCAUUGGCUUUCGCUAUUGGGAUGACCCUGGUCCGAUGCUCGAAUAUCUCAAAGACGGAAGCCUGGGUCGGUUUCUUGCGUUCUGGAAAGUCUUCAUCCAAGCAACCUUCUCAUAUGGUGGUAGUGAGAUGGUAGUGGUUGCUGCCGGCGAGGCCGAGAACCCUAGACGGAAUAUCCCAAAGGCAGUACGAAGAGUAUUCUGGCGCAUCGCCAUCUUCUACGUUCUAGCCAUAUUCCUCGUCAGUAUGUGUGUUUCUGCCGAGGAUCCGCGGCUGUUGAAUGCAAUCAGCAAGUCAGCUCCCGGCGCGGCAGCAAGCCCGUUCGUGAUCGCAAUCGUCAACGGUGGAAUUCCUGCAUUGCCUAGCAUCAUCAACGCAGUGAUCCUGUCCUCUGCCUGGUCUGCAGGAAACGCCUUCUUCUACGCGUCCUCUCGCAUCCUCUACGCGACAGCUCUUGAUCACAGAGCUCCGGCAUUCCUCCGGUACGAGAAAUUUGGCGUGCCAUAUGCAUGCGUUGGAGCAACCACCGUUCUCAGUCUGCUCGUAUAUCUGAACGUCAGCGAAAACUCGGCAGAAGUAUUCUUCUGGUUCGCCAACAUAUCUGCAGUAAGCACGCUCGUUGUUUGGGCCAGCGUCUGUGUCACAUAUCUCCGAUUUUACUACGGCUUGAAGCACAAUGGCAUCUCCCGCUCGACGCUGCCGUACAAAUCUCCUCUACAACCUUUCUUGGCAUACUUUGCCGUCUGUUUCUGCAGCGUUGUCGCCUUUUUCAAUGGAUUCGAUUGCUUUUUCCCAGGACGGUUCUCCGCGAAAUCAUUUAUACCUCCGUACAUCGACAUACCGAUAUUUGCAGCCUUAUUCCUUGGAUACAAGCUAACCAUGCGUACAAAAUUUGUCAAGCUUAGUGAGAUGGAUCUCUGGUCUGGAAAAGCUGAGAUCGACAGAUUGGAAGGAACUUGGCCGGAGGUCAGACCACGAAACUUCCUACAAAGAAUUUGGUUCUGGAUUGCUUAG